Quercus lobata is the source of this 4492-nucleotide messenger RNA. RefSeq names its product protein kinase family protein (gene GCN2). The record is from RefSeq and is a predicted model, not a curated record. Lineage: Eukaryota; Viridiplantae; Streptophyta; Magnoliopsida; Fagales; Fagaceae. Gene Ontology annotation, biological process: protein phosphorylation; histidyl-tRNA aminoacylation; mitochondrial translation. Gene Ontology annotation, molecular function: protein kinase activity; ATP binding; protein binding. Bases 350 to 4090 code for a protein of 1246 amino acids. The transcript is spliced from 30 exons. Gene Ontology annotation, cellular component: mitochondrion; cytosol.
UCACUUCGUCCUCUAAUAAAUUUGUUCCAAAAAAAAAAAAAAAAAAAAAAAAAUUCCAUCAAAAAAAUAAAAUCUUUCACGCAAUCUUUUUAUUUAAUACUAUAUCUAUAUGUGGGUUUUUAUCAAAUUUCAAGACCCAUCUUUUUCUAUAAAUGUCCCUGGUAACCAUUUUUUGCUCUUGUCAUUGCCCUUGAAUUCACAUUAAGCCAUUGAACUCUGUGACUAAAAUCAGAUGUGGGUUCUGGGUUUUAGGUGAAAUCUUGAAUUGGGUUGGUGGGUUUUUGAAGAAAGAACUAAAGGAUUCGGUUUUUUUUUUUUUUUUUUUUUUUGGAGUGGUGGGUUUGUGAGAAUGGGGCAUAGUUCAAAGAAGAAGAAGAAGGGUGGAGGAGGAGGGAGUGGGAGGAGGAGCAAAGGAAGGACUACAUUGAAAGACCAGGCGUCUCAUGUUGGUGGUGAUGAUAAUGAACUUCUCAAUGAGGAGAUCACUGCUUUGUGUGCAAUAUUUCAAGACGACUGCAAAGUUACUUCUGGGUCACCUCCUCAAAUAAUUAUUAAGCUGAGGCCUUACUCAAAGGAUAUGGGUUAUGAGGAUCUAAAUGUUUCUGCUCUUCUUUUAGUUAGGUGCUUACCAGGUUAUCCUUACAAGUGUCCUAAGUUGCAGAUAACUCCAGAGAAUGGUAUGUCGAAGACUGAUGCCGAUAAGCUUUUAUCUCUCCUUCGUGAUCAGGCAAAUUCUAAUGCCCGAGAUGGACGUGUAAUGGUUUUCAAUUUGGUGGAGGCUGCUCAAGAGUUCCUAUCUGAAAUUGUGCCAGUGGCUCAAUCACAUGAAUCUGUUGUGUGCUCGACCAAGGAUGGCAGUAGUGGAUUGUUUCAGAAGGAAAUUACUGCUUUAAGUAACAAGAGGGGCCCUUUUGUUUAUGGUUUUAUAGAUCUGUUCGCUGGCUCUGGAGAGUCAUGGACUUGGGGUUUCGGAAUUGACGAAAAAGGUGGGAUAAACUUUUCAGUGCAACCCCAUACACCCGAGGGCUCAAAACUUGUAUAUGAGGUUCCGGAAAAGCAACCUGACAAGAAUGCAAAGCCAUUGAAAAUGCAAGAUACAAAGCAAGGUUUAUUACCUUCCCCUACUGCAAAAUUAGACACUCUUGAAGAUGAGAGUGAAGAUGGCAAUAAGAGUAUAUCUUCUACUGAUUCAAGUAGGUCUCUAGAGGAGGAGUUGGUCAGAAGUACUACUGAUGAUGAGAAUAAUUUUAUUCUUGAGGGGCAAACAACUGAAGAUGAUGAUGAUGUUAAAUUUGGAAGUGACACUUUAGGGUCACUUCCUUCUGCUCCUGUGGGUCAUGACCAAGAAUCUCAAAUGGUUGAACGGGAUCUAGUAAUGGUUCAUCUACUUCGCCUCGCUUGUGCUUCUAGAGGACCAUUGGCUGAUGCUUUGCCACAAAUAACUACAGAGCUGUACAACCUAGGGAUCUUUUCAGAAUGGGCCCGGGACUUAGUUUCUAAACCAUCUUCAAAUUUUUACAAAACCUUUGUUAAUGUUUUCCAAGAUCAUAUGGUUUCAUCCCGAUUGUCUCAAUUUUGGAAAUCCACUGCUGAUUUUGGAGAGCCAAGUACAUCUAUCCCAACAUCCCGAUUUCUCAAUGACUUUGAGGAGCUAAAAUCCCUUGGUCAUGGAGGUUUUGGCCAUGUUGUGCUGUGCAAAAAUAAACUAGAUGGAAGACAAUAUGCUGUGAAAAAAAUUCGCCUCAAGGACAAAAGCCUGCCUGACCGAAUUUUGAGGGAAGUAGCCACUCUUUCUCGUUUGCAGCAUCAACAUGUUGUCCGGUACUAUCAGGCAUGGUUUGAAACAGGAGUUGCUAGUUCUUAUGGUGACACUACUGGGGAUUCAAUGACUGCAGCAAGCUCCACUUUCAGCUACUUAGGCACAAACUCAGUUGAUGCUGUUGGGCAGGAGAACAAGAUUGAAUCAACCUUUUUAUAUAUUCAAAUGGAGUAUUGCCCUCGGACGCUUCGCCAAGUUUUUGAGUCAUAUAGUCAUUUUGACAAAGAAUUAGCAUGGCAUUUGUUUCGUCAAAUUGUGGAAGGCUUGGCCCACAUACAUGGGCAAGGAAUCAUCCAUCGGGACUUAACCCCGAAUAACAUAUUCUUUGAUGCCCGCAAUGAUAUCAAAAUUGGGGAUUUUGGUCUUGCCAAGUUUUUGAAGUUGGAGCAGUUGGAUCAAGAUCCAGGCUUUCCUUCAGAUACGGCUGGAGUUUCAAUUGAUGGUACUGGUCAAGUUGGUACCUAUUUUUACACUGCACCAGAAAUUGAGCAGGGAUGGCCUAAGAUUGAUGAAAAGGCUGAUAUGUACAGCUUAGGAAUUGUGUUCUUUGAGCUUUGGCACCCAUUUGGGACAGCAAUGGAGAGAAACGUUGUUCUCAAUGAUUUGAAGCAGAAAGGACAAUUUCCUCCAGCUUGGGUUACUGAAUUUCCUGACCAGGCAUCCUUGUUGCAGCGCUUAAUGUCUCCUAGUCCGUCUGAUCGUCCCUCUGCCACUGAACUUCUACAGCAUGCAUUUCCUCCAAGGAUGGAAUCUGAGUUGUUGGAUAAUAUUCUACGAACAAUGCAAACUUCAGAGGACAGAAGUGUGUAUGAUAAAGUUGUCAAUGCUAUCUUUGAUGAAGAGAUGCUAAACGUGAAAGACCACCACCAUCAUGCUGGUGAAAUGAGGUUGGCUGGAGAUGACACCUCUAUUCAGUACACAGAUUUAGACACUGAGGUUCGUGAUUGUGUUGUUGAGGUAACAAGGGAAAUUUUCAGACAGCAUUGUGCAAGGCAUCUGGAAAUAAUACCCAUGCGUUUGUUGGAUGAUUCUCCACAGUUCAAUAGGAAAACUGUCAAACUGUUGACACAUGGAGGAGAUAUGCUUGAACUUUGUCAUGAGCUGCGUUUGCCUUUUGUUAGCUGGGUAAUCUCCCACCAGAGAUCUUCGUUCAAACGCUAUGAAAUAUCGUAUGUCUAUAGAAGAGCAAUUGGGCAUUCAUCACCGAAUCGCUAUCUUCAGGGUGAUUUUGACAUUAUUGGAGGUGCAUCUGCAUUGACAGAGGCUGAGGUUAUCAAGGUGACAAUGGACAUUGCAACUCGUUUUUUUAAUCCAGAUUCAUGUGAUAUUCAUCUAAAUCAUGGGGACCUUCUGGAUGCAAUUUGGUCUUGGACAGGGGUAAAGGCAGAGCAUAGACAGAAAGUAGCAGAGCUUCUUUCUAUGAUGGGUUCUCUGCGUCCUCAAUCCUCUGAACGGAAAUCAAAAUGGGUGGUCAUAAGGCGUCAGCUUUUGCAGGAACUCACUCUAGCAGAAGCUGUUGUAAACAGGUUGCAAACUGUUAAUUUAAGGUUCUGUGGAGCUGCAGAUCAGGCACUUGCUAGAUUGAGGGGAGCCUUGCCAGCUGAUAAACUUACACGCAAGGCACUUGAUGAGUUGUCAGAUCUCUUUACCUACUUGAGAGUUUGGAGGGUUGCAAAACAUGUUUAUAUUGAUGCAUUGAUGCCACCAACUGAGAGUUACCAUAGAGAUUUGUUCUUUCAGGUAUAUUUAAUAAAGGAGAACAAUCCUGGAUCACUUAUAGAAGGUGCAUUGCUUGCUGUCGGUGGUCGCUAUGACUAUCUGCUUCACCAAAUGUGGGGUCAUGAAUAUAAAACAAGUCCGCCAGGUGCUGUUGGGACUAGCAUCGCAUUAGAGACAAUAAUUCAGCAUUCUUCUGUAGAUUUUAAACCAAUUAGAAGUGAAGCUAGCACCAGUAUUCUUGUUUGUUCAAGGGGAGGAGGUGGUCUGUUGGUAGAGCGUAUGGAACUUGUCGCUGAAUUAUGGGAAGAGAACAUCAAGGCUGAAUUUGUCCCCACACCUGAUCCAAGCCUUACAGAGCAGUAUGAAUAUGCAAAUGAGCAUGAUAUAAAAUGUAUAGUCAUCCUAACAGACACAGAUGUGUCUCAAACGGGUUCUGUAAAGGUCCGUCAUCUUGAGCUCAAGAAGGAGAAGAAAAUUCAGAGAGAAAACCUAGUCAGGUUUUUACUGGAGGCGAUGACAACACAAUUUAGAAACCCCUCAAUUUGGAACUAGGCAUAUCUUCCUCGAUGACAACACAAUUUAGAAACCCCUCAGGUUAUGGUCCUUUCUCUGGUAGCCCCUUUCAUUUCACGAGAGCCAGACUUUCAACAGGAAUCAUCAGUCAUAUUCCUGAAAGGGCAUUCGAGAAGUUUUGCAUGUUUACAUUUUACUUUUCUUUUUCCUGAAGACUCUUGAGAUUUCUUUUGCUUCAUAGUUAAUUCCACAUUUUAAUGGUGUAAAUCUGUAAAUAUUUGAAACAUGAACUAGUGGAAUAGAAUUAGCAACUGAUGAGUUAGGGCUAUCAAUUUCUUUCCCCCCUUUUAUUUUAUUUUAUUUCUUCUUUCUCAGUUUUGUGCAAGUAGAUAUGUAUAUAACUAAUAUUCACACCAAUCAAUAGAAAUGUCUCCCUUAUUU